AUGUUAUCACAAACGCGUACUAGUCACCCUCGCUACAUCCCAACAGAUUCAUCCAUCCAUGACAGCCCUCGCCCGACUGAUCCUGCUCCUCUAGCAUCUCGAUUCUUCCUUUCAUCACCAACAAUGAUGAAGAAUCCAGACAAGGACAAAAUACCGAUGGAAAACCCCAUCCCUCCUCUCCCUAAAGAGCGACUAUCCCUCCCCCACCGCCUCAACUGUUUCCUCCAACUCUGGCUGCUCAAAUCCCUUGCUGCCCUCUACUUCCUCUACCUCCGCCUCUUCAACCCCCUCAACCAGCGCUACACCUGCCGCUCAACCCUAGAAACCCGCAUCUUCUACCCACGCUCUUAUAACUCUGCCCAGCGCCAACUGCUCCCACUCUACCUCAACAUCCACGGCGGUGGUUUCGCACUUUGCGAUGCCACCGUCGACGAUUCCUUCUGCAGCGCCUGGGCCAACCGCACAGGAAUGUUAGUGAUCAGCCUCAACUACCGCAAGGCACCGCUCCACUCCUUCCCAACAGCCAGCUUUGACAUUGCCGAAGUAGCCAAGUGCGUGCUAGCAGAUGACUCCCUCCCAAUUGACCACUCGCGCAUCGCCAUUGGCGGAUUCAGCGCAGGCGGCAACCUCGCGAUGUCUGUCUCGCAAUUCCCCGGUCUAAAAGGCCUGAUCAAAGCAGCGGUGAUAUACUACCCCAUCGUGGAUUUUGGUCACCCGCCCAAUGAGAAACUGGAUUCGAGACCGUACAAAGGUGGUCCGGAUGAUACGCUGGAAAAGACCUCCUGGUGGCUGGACUGGGGGUAUGUGAGUGUAGGCCAGAAUCGGAGGGACCCAUUGCUCAGUCCGGUGUAUGCGGGGAGUGAUGAGCUACCACCGUGGAUUUAUAUGAUUGGCGCCCAGUGGGAUAUGCUCCGGUUAGAAGCGCAGCAGAUGAUUCAUGGGUUGGCUGGGUUAGAGGAUAGAAUUGGGGUUGAGCAGGAGGAGGACUUUGAGGUGGGGACGAAGGGUGGUAUUGGUAGGAAGAAGAGGGAGGAGGUUGCGCAGGGGAUUUAUGAGGAGGCGCAUGAAUGGUUGAAAAAGUCUCAGGUUCUUUCUUAG
Molecule: messenger RNA, 1098 nt
Organism: Penicillium crustosum
Lineage: Eukaryota; Fungi; Ascomycota; Eurotiomycetes; Eurotiales; Aspergillaceae
Product: Alpha/beta hydrolase fold-3
Exons: 3
Coding region: 1-1098 (365 amino acids)
Molecular function (GO): hydrolase activity
Source: RefSeq, a predicted model, not a curated record